Molecule: messenger RNA, 3957 nt
Organism: Rhineura floridana
Lineage: Eukaryota; Metazoa; Chordata; Lepidosauria; Squamata; Rhineuridae
Gene: CNTROB
Product: centrobin, centriole duplication and spindle assembly protein
Exons: 20
Coding region: 360-3263 (967 amino acids)
Biological process (GO): regulation of cilium assembly; mitotic cytokinetic process; centrosome separation
Cellular component (GO): centrosome; centriole
Source: RefSeq, a predicted model, not a curated record
UGGCACGGUUGCCCUCAAGCAAAAUGGCGGCUCCGGCGUCACCGUGCUCCCGCCUAAGGUGGUUGCCAGGAGUUGCGCGGGACCAAGUCAAAUCAAGGGGUGCAGGGGUGUCGUUUUCUCUUCUAGGGGCCAGUUAGGAAGCACUACCUACCCAGACUUUUCCCAGAGACCUAAACAAGGCCUCUCUUUGUAGCAUCUCCUUGCCAGCACUCUGAUCAGCACUGUAUGAAUGCGGCUUUGCUCUCUCGGAGACCUGUUGUCAUGGGACACGCUCCAUUGUGACAGAGACGCUGGGCUUCUGAGCACAGAACUCCUGCAAUCUGGCUGGCUGGGGCAAUCCCAUUGGAACCCCCUUCCCCAUGGCCGAAAGGAGCGUCUGUCGGGCUUUUAGCUCCUCUGUCCACAGUGAAGAUCUCUUGAGCGACAUGGAACUUCUGCCAGCCUCGGCUCCCACAACCCCAGGGCAGCAGGUCCCAGGUUCUCAGUCAGGCACCCCCUAUACCUCCAAGGUGACGGCACAACUCUACGCAUCCCUGCACCAGAGCCGGCAGGCUGAAGCUCAGGCCCGCUCCCACCUGGAGCACCAGCACGGCUUGGGUCUGGCCAGGGAAGCUGAGGCCCCCGAAGUAGAUCUGGACACUCUAGCAGAGGAGCUGAGCCAUAAGCUCUCGGCCAGUGUGGAGGCUAGUGCAUACAGGAAGGGAGCAGCUGCCGAGUCGCGCCACAUCUCUGAGAUGGAAAAUGUGCGCUGCCAUCUACAGAGCAUGCUUCGUGGGUCCAGGGAUGCUGCUCACGGGGAUGCAGUGGCACUGGGAACCUUUGAGCGGAAAGAAGACGACUCCUUUGAGAGCGACAGCACAUCUGCCUUGCUCAAUGCCCGGCCCUUGCAGGAGGUCUCUCCUCCUGGCUCUCUGGCAGGCUUUGAGGAACUGUUUCCUCGCUACACCAGUCUGCGCCUGGGCCAGGCCCAUGAGCAUUCAUCGUACGCCGAUCCCCACCUGCUGAAGGACUCUUUGGACAAGGAACGGGCCCGGCGGAAGCACUGCGAACGGCACAUCCAGACCUUGCAGAACCGCAUCCUGGAAUUGCAGCAGCAGCUGGCUGUUGCCCUCGCAGCGGACAAGAAGAAAGAUAGCAUGAUAGAGCAACUGGAUAAGACUCUGGCCAAAGUGGUGGAGGGUUGGAACCAGCACGAGGCUGAGCGGAUGGCGGCGCUACGGAGGCUGCAAACGGCGAAGGAGGCAGCGGACCAAGCGCUGGGGAGGCAGAAGGAGAAAAUCUCGGAGGUAGAAGGACGCCUCGAACAAGCCUUGGCUGCCCUCAACCGGGAGCAGCAAGCAGCCAGCCAGCAUUGCAAGGAGAAGGAGGUGCUGGAGGAGGAGAAGGCGACUCUGUCGUGCAACUUGGAGGCGGAGCGCCAGCAUGUGCGUGGCCUGGAGGCUGAGUGGGAUCUGGAGCGCCGGCAGCACGAAGGUCUGCGGGCCACACUGGAGGAGCAGCAGAGGGCCUGGGCCCAGCGCGAGAGGCAGCUGGAGGAGCAGCGCCAGGUUCUGCAGGAGGAGAGCCGGGCCCAGCUAGAGAAGGAGAAGGCGGUGGCCCAGCGAGAAGCCCAGAAGGCGGCCGAUGCCCAGCGCAUCCUGGCCUCGGUACAGUCGGAAGUGCAAGGGCUGCAGGGUGAACUGGAGGCUGUGAGCCGAGAGAGGGACAACCUGAAGAUGGAGAUGAGUUUGGUCAAGGCACGUUAUGAGGCACAGAAGGUAAAGCUGGAGUCAGAAUUGAAGGUGGCAUUAGAACAGCGGGUGACGGAGCGCCUGGCAGAGAUUCACGAGGAGAGCUUACGCCAGAUGAGUACCAUGAGGGAGCAGCACAGGAAGCAGCUGAUGGAGCUGAGCAGCCACCACGACAAAGAGCUGGCAAGUCAGCUGGCCCAGUUCAGAUCUGACCAGGCAGAGAGGGAGGAGCGGCAGCGGCACCUCACGGAGGACUAUGAGGGCAGGAUCUCCAGGCAGCAGGAAGAGAUACGGGAACUGCAAGCCAGGCAUCGGCGGCUUGAGGUGCAGCGAGCGGAGAUGAUGAGCCAGUUCCAGGCCAUGAUGCAGGCGCACUGGAACGAAGCCCUGAGCCUCUUUGCCGGUGGCAGCGCCUCCCCACAGCCCUGCCCCAAGGCCCAGCAGCAGAAUGCUCCCUCUGACCCAGACCUCUCCUCCGACCUGGAGUUUCUGCAGCCUUCUGAAUCUCUGAAGACCCAGAAGGUGGAAUCCUUUGGGAGCAACCAGGGUGCAGGAGACUGCGAGGGGCUAGCAUGGAGACAGGCAGUCCCCCUCCAGCCUGUUGCCCAGCGCAGCUCCUCACAGGGGCCUCCAGAAGCCCCCGAAAAGUCCGCGCAGGAUGCUUACCGACACCUCCUCCCCCUGCUUCCCGACGUGGGGCGUCUCUCGGAAUUCAGCCAUGUUUUCAACUAUAGCCUCCUCAGCCAGCAGGGCUUCCAGCAGCUGGAGCCACAGGUGGACAGCACCAUAACAGGUCUGCCUUUCCACUCUGAGAACCUGGCGGAGCACCCAUUCACAGAUGACACAGAUGAGGCCAUCACUGAGGGGGCGGGUAAUGAUGGAGAGACCCUCCAGCAGAGCAGCUUGGAGAGGGGAGUUCAAGUGCCCCAGCCAGACUUAAGUUGCUAUAUGCGUUUGCUUUGGGACCGCUCUGUCAACGAAAGCGCUGCUCAGAAGCAGGAAGAGGUUUCCGUGGACAACCCGCCACACCCCCCAAACCAGACGCAGUUUGGCCCAUCCCUGUCCUAUCAUGAACGGUCCACAGCCCUGUGGGAUCCCACACAGCCGCCUGUCAACACCAUUCACAUCCAGCCACGCAGCCACGCCGCUGUCCACAAAACCAAAGUACCCUUGUCCAAAGCCCAUGAGGGGGGAAUCCUGUCCGCCAAGCAGGUGGCUGAAGUUUCGCGCCUACUGAAACAGUACCAGGCCAAAGGCAGACCUGUACCUUCCCCUGAGGAGCUGUAUAAAUAUUUGCGUGGGAUAGGCCAGAAUGGGACAGAAGCAAAAGGCGAUGGAAGUCUUCAAGCACGCCAGAACCCUGAUCCCAGAUUGCUUGACGCUAUGAGGAAAGAGAUGGGCCCCACACGGCGCAUGGGCAUUUUGGGAUUUGGGCGUGAGAAACCCCAUAUUGCCACCAAAGCUGGGAAGAAACAGUCGGGCGCGCCGGCCUCCAGCACUCGCACCAGCAGAGGCGGCGGCGUGUGGAGAUGAUAAUUUUUCCAGAUGGACUAUUUAUUUCUUACCCCAGUUCUCAUUUCCCCCCUCCCCUGCCUGUUCUGCCUGGGGUUCGGGUUGAGUGUCUGGGAGCCACUGUUGGAUUUAAAGCCCCCCUUCACCUCCAGCUUUACUCUCCAAUCAUUUGGAGUGUAAAACUUUGCCUUUUUAAGAAAGGAGGUAUUGAGAAUGUGCAUGCCUUUUUUUUUUUUUUUUUAAAGCUUGGCUUAAAUCCUGCAGCAUCAAGAGCCUUGAGGUGACGGAAGCUGCAGUCGCUCUUCCCUCAUUCCCAGCAAAAGGUGGUGCCGAGAGGCCCUUUCUGGGCCCAGUUCUCUGAGAAUCUCUUUGCAUCACUCCCUUCUGCUGUGUCCUACUGAACUUGACGGCGGCCGUUCCAGUCAUCGGAGGCAGCCCAGUGAUUCAUGGCAGCCUGUUUGCCUGCUUGGCUUCAAGAGUGGGCACGCAGGAGGUAUUUUUCAAGGGUGCAGAGGGUGAGAUGCCUUCCCUGCCUGAACAAAAUCUUCCAGGCCUCCCCCCCGCCCAAUACUCUGAACCCUGGCAUUCUUCAGUGCUUUGUUCUGGGUGUACUGUUUUAGACACUCCUGGCUUUGCUCUUUUUGCACAGUUAAUUAUUUUUGUAUCAUUGUCAUUAUUGUUUUCUAAAAUAAAUGAAUAUUGAGUUAUUUUUAAG